Messenger RNA from Funneliformis caledonium, 307 nucleotides. NCBI's taxonomy places the organism in Eukaryota, Fungi, Glomeromycota, Glomeromycetes, Glomerales, Glomeraceae. The record is from the annotation of a GenBank genome assembly.
GCAGAAAACAUCUGUUGAUAAAGGUUAUAUUAAUGAAGGAUUGACUAUACAAGACAUUAACAAUAGUUGGAAAUGUUUCAAAGAGUCUUAUAUAGAUUAUGAACCAUCCUCAAGUGGAAUAUCUUCAAAUGGAACUGAUGAAUUUUCUGACUCAGAUAUAUCUCAUAUCAAAAUUUUAGAAUCUGAAGAACACAUACACUUAUCUGAUAAAUUGACUUGUGCUAUAAGGUUAUUCUGGGUCAAGUCUCAUUGUAAUUUGACAGAUAAUACAUUUCUACAAACUAUAAUGGCAGUUAAUAGUAGCAAU